Molecule: messenger RNA, 2454 nt
Organism: Schistosoma haematobium
Lineage: Eukaryota; Metazoa; Platyhelminthes; Trematoda; Strigeidida; Schistosomatidae
Exons: 2
Coding region: 531-959 (142 amino acids)
Source: RefSeq, a predicted model, not a curated record
UUUGAACCAUUUGAACGUUCACUUAAGGACUAAGGAUAGUAUCUUACUAUGAUUUACUAAUUUCCUUUUCCUCUUUUAUCGUUAAUAUACCUAGGCUCACGCCUGGAGGUAUUGGUGAUCCACUGCUACAAGACACGGAAGGUCGUUAAGCGAAAGCUUCUUCUAUUCCGUCUAAAACCAUUCGAACCAUUUGAAUCAGCGCGUGACUUGAGCUUAGCGUCACAUGGCAGCAUUUACAAUGCUAGACGGUGUGAACAAUGUGGUCGCUGAGUUAUAUUCGUAUUUUACGGAUGUUCAGAUAUCCUUUAUAAAAUAUGCUAUAACUGCUCUUCUGGUGACAUCUACGUCUUUCUACUUGUUACGAAGAAGCCUCGGAAAAGACCCAGUCUUAAUCAACACGAAAAAGUCUAAAACACGCAUCAAGAAAAGCAAGACGAAAUCGUCUGAUGGUAGAACAUCGUCAUCGGUAUUUUAAGUUCAUAAUAUAACUUCGAUUUCAGGAUUGUGAUCACGCAGAAAUUAAAAAACCUAUGAUCCCACCAUGCAACACAAGUAUCGUGAAUGCUCAAAAAUCACGUAUUCCUGUGAGUACAACCGUUGAAGUGUCGCCCAUGUUACAAAAUCUUGCAAAAGAUGAUCCUGGAAACGAUGAAAAGAGCGAUGAUUGGGUUACUAUUAAAAAAGGAAAGAAGAUUUCAGAUCAGCGUCCAAAAUAUAAGGAAACUAUUAAAGAGCCUAAAACAAUUAUCUCAGAGGUCAUCACUUCGAAAGGCGAAAAUGGUGGAAAGCAUCAGUUUGCGAGUGCAGAAAGUGGUGUCGAUCCUGUACCUCUAAAGGCAUCAAAAAAAUUGCCACUUGUUCCACAAAUUCCGACUUAUAAGUCGGCUGUUUUCGAAUCUGAUGGUGAUUGGCAUGAGGUUCGACCCUCAAGGAAGGGGCGCAAGACGGUGAAACAAUGAGGUCUCCAUACAUACGAAGUGUACAUAUCCCCUGUGAUUUCUACAAGUGCCUACUUUGUUGUUAUCCUAUUUUUGUUUUUUUCAUUCCAUUAUCCUUAUACAAACCGUAUUAAUCAAGUUCCAUAUUUACUAGUGUAUUGUAUCACUUGGGAUUUAAUAACCGUCAGAUACUAGAAUCAAGAUUCGGUCGUCGGCUUUGUCUUUCUUUUUGUCUCAUAAUGUCCAUUAUUUUGUAAUAUGAUUCUUGUGUUCAGCAUUAUCACUUUUCGAACUGUAAUGUUCUUGUCAGGUAAACAGUUUGACCCAGUUUGAUCAAUAAAGUAUGUCAUUGUUAUCAAUCUUAUCUUAUUGAAUAUUAAAUAUACUUGUCGUUCAUCUUGUAUACAAUUAUCUCAUGUAUUGAGACCUAUUGCCCAAAUUUGAAACUCGAUGCACGCUGUAUGUAAAGUUUGAGAAACCGAAAAUGCUACUUCGCUCCAUCGUUAUGCUUAAUCCUCUGAGUUUGUAACUGUGGUUAACUUUACUAUAAAUUCGCAACAUCUUAUUAAUCACUUUGUGAUGGCGCAUUUAAAAUACUGAUAGCUCUUCUGACAUUCCGGGGAACGCCCGAAUCAAAUUAUGCGGGAACACUUAUGUAAACUACCUUGUAAAAUAAAAAUAAUCCGCACUAAUUUUUUAGUAGUUAUAUUUUUAUUAAAUAGCCAAGCAUGGUCCCCGUCAUACAUAGUCUAUAAAGUAAAAGAGCUGAAAAGUAAAGUAGUAAGACUAUCAUUGACUGUAAACUGAUCGGUAUCUGUGUCCUUGGUAAUCUAUUUAUGUGGCCAGUUUGCCUUCGAGAUCAUGAUUACUUUCUAGUCGUUCGGAGAAAAAUUUUUGUUUGACUUCUAGAAAAGUCAAAAUUGCAACCAGUAUUGCCGUCUGCCUUUCUCACGUAUGCACUUGUCUAAUUCUGACGUUUAAAACUAACUCAUUCAUGUUACAUUCAAGGUGACCUAUCCUAGCUAUGUAAAAUCAUCUUAGAACAUUGAAGACGUACUUGGAGAUAUUUAUAUAGGUUUUGAGCUUAUCGGAUGUUACUAUAAGUCAAGACCACCAUAUGUAAUAAGCUUCUAUGAUUGCAACAUGGCUUACAGAAGUAUCUCAUUUUACGUUAUAAAAAGAUGUGUUGCAUUGCCUCCAAGUGACAAUGAUUGUAGCUUGGCGUACAAGUGAAAUCAAACUAAAGUUAGUAAGGUUAUGAACUUCCGAUGACAUAGAUUUUGCCAGUGUUCACAUACCCUGACUUGAUAUAUUGUCUGGAGUGGGUAGUGAUAAAGCAAGCACUCAAACUUUUAUCCUGAUAAAUAGUCAGUCAGUCAGUAACAACGUAGAACUUCGUACGUAUGUACAUCAUUUCGAGUUGCCACACCACCUUAGCACAGAGAUGCAGUUGUCGAUUCGAAUCCCGUAGUGGUAGAGGUAGCAAGAGUAUAAGCAGUAAUCGGGAAGAUUAGGG